AUGAUCUUUUCCAACGUCACUACCUACAGACCCUUCCUUCUGACUGGUUUCCCUGGCCUGGAGGACUCUCAUCUGGUGAUUUCCACCCUGUUCUGUGCCCUCUACCUAGUUGCCCUUAUGGGUAACAGUACCAUCUUAGUGAUUAUCCGGGUGGAAGAGUCACUUCAUGCACCCAUGUACCUUUUACUUUCCACACUGGCUGCCACUGACCUGGGACUCUGUGCUGCCACUCUUCCCACCCUGCUUAAGCUUUUUUGGUUUAAUGUUCGUGAAAUAGACUUCUAUGCCUGCUUGAUCCAGAUGUUCUUCAUUCACGUUUUCUCCCUAAUGGAGUCAGGCAUCCUGCUUACCAUGGCUUUUGAUCGUUAUGUGGCCAUCUCCAACCCACUCAGGUACACUACUAUUUUGACUAAUGCAACCAUUGUCAAGAUAGUUGUGGGGCUUUUGCUAAGAGCUGUGGCUGCUGUCUUCCCAGUACCAUUUUUCAUUAAGCGACUGAGGUUUUGCAAGGCCAAUGUGCUUUCACACUCCUACUGCCUGCACCCAGAUAUCAUCAAGCUAUCCUGCUCUGACCACCACAUUAAUAGUGUUUAUGGCCUCAUCAUGAUCCUCCUCACUUUUGGAGUGGACUCUGUAUUCAUUCUUCUGUCCUAUUUGAAGAUUUUAGUUACUGUAUUAAGCAUUGCCUCCCAGGUAGAACAAUCCAAGGCCCUCAACACUUGUGUCUCCCACAUUUGUGCAGUACUGCUCGUCUAUGUCCCUAUGCUGGGGGUGUCUAUCAUCCAUCGUUUUGGGAAACAUGUUCCACCACUUGUGCACAUUAUUAUGGGUUAUGUAUACCUGUUGGUCCCUCCUGUUCUCAAUCCUGUGGUAUACUGCAUUAAAACAAGGGAGAUACGCACUCGUAUUCAGAGUCAUCUCCUGAAAUGGUAG
Messenger RNA from Sciurus carolinensis (gray squirrel), 933 nucleotides. RefSeq names its product olfactory receptor 51I2-like. NCBI's taxonomy places the organism in Eukaryota, Metazoa, Chordata, Mammalia, Rodentia, Sciuridae. The record is from RefSeq and is a predicted model, not a curated record. Gene Ontology annotation, biological process: G protein-coupled receptor signaling pathway. Bases 1 to 933 code for a protein of 310 amino acids. Gene Ontology annotation, molecular function: olfactory receptor activity; G protein-coupled receptor activity. The transcript has a single exon. Gene Ontology annotation, cellular component: membrane.